CUCCAAAACCUUGCGCAAAGAGGGUAUACUUUGUUCCACUACUUGAAGAAUCAACGUAUCGAUGCAUGUCACGGGGAUUACAUUUAUAACACAGAAAUGACUUGGAGGGGGAGUGUCACAUCUGGACUACAAUUGUACAACAACGGGUUUUGACAGCUGAGCUCUGUUGGAAAUGCCACUGCGCCCUCUCUGAUGUGAGGAUGAGGACCUACACCCGAGGGGCCCCCACAGUGUUCUUCAUAAGUCUACUGUGGCCCCUGGUGGCCCCGGUGGUGGGGGUGGCGGAGGAGACGAUAGACGCCAGUGGAGGGAUACCCUUCAUGGGAGGGAACUACGAUGGACACCCCAUGCUGUACUUCGGCCAGGGCGAGGUGGAGGAGCUGCAGUCGGCGGCGGCUGGGACACACCGGGAGAUGGCCGCGAGGAUCCGCGAGGCGGGGGAGGCCAUGCUGGAGCACCCUGAGGAUUACCUGCCCCCCUGGAGCCCGGCCGAGUUCAGCGCCCGCUGGAACGAGGUGUAUGGAAACAACCUGGGAGUGCUGUCUAUGUUCUGUCUGCUCUACCCACACAGGGCCGGGGCCCUCGACCUGGCCAAGGAUUACAUGGAGAGGAUGGCAGCUCAGCCUAGUUGGUUGGUAAAGGAUGCUCCCUGGGAUGAGGUUCCUCUAGCCCACUCUCUGGUUGGCUUCGCCACAGCGUAUGAUUUCCUGUAUGAGUACCUGAGCAAGGUGCAGCAGGAGCGCUUCCUGCAGGUGAUCGGCAACGCUACACGCUACAUGUAUGAGAAGUCCUACAUCCGCGGCUGGGGCUUCCAGUACCUGCACAACCACCAGCCCACCAACUGUGUGGCUCUCCUCACCGGCAGCCUGGUUUACAUGACCCAGGGUUACCUGCAGGAGGCAUACCUGUGGACCAAGCAGGUCCUGGCCAUCAUGGAGAAGUCUAUGGUGCUGCUGCAGGACGUGACGGAUGGCUCGCUGUAUGAGGGCGUGGCCUACGGGACGUACACCACCCGCUCUCUUUUCCAGUACAUGUUCCUGGUGCAGAGACACUUCUCCAUCAGCCACUUCGACCACCCCUGGCUCCACAAACACUUUGCCUUCAUGUACAGGACCAUCCUGCCAGGGUUCCAGAGGACUGUAGCCAUAGCAGAUUCCAACUACAACUGGUUCUACGGGCCCGAGAGCCAGCUGGUGUUCCUGGAUCGCUAUGUGAUGAGGAACGGCAGUGGAAACUGGCUGGCCGAGAUGAUCCAUCAGAACCGGGUGUUGGAGGGGCCGGGACAGGCCGGGAAGGGACAGAGAUGGUGCACACUGCACACAGAGUUCCUCUGGUAUGAUCCCGGCCUGACUCCCAGGGCUCCUGCAGACUUUGGUACAUCCCAACUCCACUACUUUGAGGACUGGGGGGUCGUCACUUAUGGAAGUUCUCUACCCGCAGACACCAACCACACCUUCCUCUCCUUUAAGUCGGGGAAGCUGGGUGGACGGGCCAUAUUUGACAUCGUUCACAGGAACAAGUACAAAGACUGGAUCAAAGGGUGGCGGAACUUUAACGCUGGCCACGAGCACCCUGACCAGAACAGCUUUACGUUCGCCCCUAACGGUGUUCCUUUUAUCACGGAGGCUCUGUACGGGCCCAAGUACACCUUCCUCAACAACGCAGUGCUGUUCUCCCCGGCGACCUCGGGAAGCUGCUUCAAGCCAUGGGACGGCCAGGUCACAGAGGCCUGCGACUCCAAGUGGCUGAAGUACAAGGUGGGGCUGCCGGCGGACGCCCAGGGCAGGGUGGAGGCUGCUCUGGAAAGGCAGGGCAUGGUGUUCAUCCGUGGGGAGGGCCAGUCGGCCUACAACCCUGACCUGAAGAUCAGGAGCUUCCAGAGGAACCUGCUGCUCCUGCACCCCCAGCUGCUGGUCCUGGUUGAUCAUAUCCAUCUGGAGACAGACAGCCCAACCAGGGCCAUGAGUGCCUUCUUCCACAACACGGACCUGCCCUUUAAGGACACCAAAAUAGACGGUGUGCACGGAGCCUUUGUCAGACAUGGGGAAGACCCAUAUCAAAUGUUUUGGAUGGAUGACACAGGCUUCAGUGAGAAAGGGGUCUUGGGGUACUGGAACUAUCCCCGUGGUUACCCCUAUAACGGCUCUAACUAUGUGAAUGUGACAAUGCCUCUGAGGUAUCCCCAUACCAGGGUGGCCUACAUCUUCUUCGGGCCAGGGGUGGACGUGCAGAGCUUUAGUCUGCGUGGCGAUGCUAACAGGGUGGACAUUUACCUGGCCACCAACGAGCACACCUACACCAUCUACCUGCUGACCGGGGAGGUGACCACCAAGCCUCUGUUCGCCAUGGUGCUGGUGGACCAGAAGAAAAUAGUAUUUGAGAAAGCAGCAGGAGUGAAGAAUAGCACGCCGGAGGAGGUAGAGGAGUAUGUCAACGUAGUAGAGGACAACCUCCAGCACGCCAAGCCUGUUUUCCAGCAGCUGGAGAGACACAUCCUGGGCCGGGUGCUCAACACGGCCAGCUUCCGCAAGACGGCCGAGCGCCUCCUCCAGUUCUCCGACAAGAAGAAGACGGAGGCCAUUGAGAAAAUGUUUGCUCUGACUAAGAAACAGGGCAAGGGCAAGGGGGCCAAUAAAGCCUUGGGGAACCUUGGGGACAAGCUCUCAGAGAGCCUGCCGGACAUCUUUGGACAGAUCGAGGUAAAGGAGAAGAAGGAGAGAUCGAAGACAACAAAGAGGAUUAUUGAAGAGAGCCCCGAGGAAGACGGCGACUCCAGGGCCUUUAUGGAUUAUGGAGACUCCAAAAAAGCCCGGAAGGGAGGCUUCGUGAAGGGUCGCAAGUUCAAGGAGGUCCACGAGUUGGCGACGGCCAACAGUGACAGUCUGUCGAACUCGUCCUCUUAUAUCAGACUAUUCCUCAUCUUAAACAUAGCCACCUUCUUCCUGCUACUGUCUGUGUUAUUGACACGCUUCCAGAGAGGCAGAAGUCUGCACACCCAGAGGUGUUUCUAUGGCAUCCUGCUCAUCGACAGCUUCAUCUUACUCUGCCUCUACUCCUCCUGCUCUCACGCACAGUGUUGACAUGAUCACUGUGCGGCGAGGGGAAUAGUCCAUGUGCAGACCGAUUGAACCGUUUGCCAUGGGUGAAUCAAAUGCACCAUACGCCUCAGUCUGAGCCAAGUCUACCUGAUGAGUGUCCAGGAAAGAAUUAAUUCCAAAUAGGAAUUGAUAGAUUUAGUAACGAAAUGAAGCCAGACCACCUUUGAGAUCCUAAGCUUCUGUGGAGCUUUAGAAUGGAGUCUGUGUGAACUUUUUAAUGUAGCAUUUAGAGUGGAACAUGUUGCUUUAUAUCAAAGAUUGCUAGCCACUAAAAUGCAGAUAUAUCUGCCUCUCUCUGUGGACAUGAUAGAAAGAAUGUACAUAUGUUCAAACAAGAUAUAUUUUUGUGCUAUUAUUUCUACUCUUUGUCAUGAGAUAAGAACAAUAUGCAUAGAUAUUGUAUUUGCUUUUGCCUGAUGAAUGUGGGGACUUUGCAGAUUAAAAAAAGCUAUAGAAAUAUGUUACCUCAGUCGGUGGUCCUCUCUGUGUCCAUAACUGCAGUAUAAUACCAUUGCAUUUAACCAAAUUGGCUUACCCGCAUAACCGAUCACAUUGUCACCCCCACCACCCCAAUUUAAGUCUUGUGAUAUUGUUCUUAAGCUGUCUGGGUCCAUGUAAUUCCAUUUAGAGUAAUACACUUGGGAAAGUACAUUUUACUCUCCAACUGUAACAGAUUUGCUUUCAUGCUCUCACCUGUAUGACUACUUGCAGUAUGUUGGUGAAGCCCAUUCACUUAUAUGCAUAGCAUAGAUUCAUAUUAUUGUCCAUCACCAAACCCACCUAUUAUAAUUACAUUUACAUUUACAUUUAAGUCAUUUAGCAGACGCUCUUAUCCAGAGCGACUUACAAAUUGGUGCAUUCACCUUAUGACAUCCAGUGGGACAGUCACUUAACAAUAGUGCAUCUAAAACUUAGGGGGGGUGGGGUGAGAGGGAUUACUUAUCCUAUUACACAACCUGCUCCUCCCUCUUGAUGUUAUGAUAUGGAAUCGUUGGGAACCAAUGUUUCUUGUUGUUACUGACUCUUAACUAAUGGAUCUACAGGCGGCACUACAGGGAUGAGGACCUUUGACCUUUGUGUUACUUUGGUUGGGAGGAAACAACUACUAUGCUAGUCAUGGAUAUGUGAGGAAAGGGAGAACUCCAAUGCUAGGAGAGGGGUCGAUUUUUGGUUGGCAUCGGUGGAGGAGAUUUGGGGGAGAAAUACUGUAUGUAAAUAGCCUUGUACCUGUAUUGGCAUAUCUGUCGUCAAAUGAGUGUAUGAUAAAGUUAUCCUCCGAUCAGGAGGUUGGUUGUAUCAAUAUUUACUCACUCUUGCUCAGACAUAAAUGAUAAGGAGAGACAUGCUAACAAGUCUUCACUUCAUCUGGUGUGUUUUGGACAUGUGAGGGUGGGCACUGUCUCUCUUUCUGUAAAUUCCCAGGCGUGUCUACUGAAAAUGUGUACGUCAACAUUACAUUUUAGAUUCUAGACACAUGACUCCUCUGCCUGCAGGGGGAGGAGCUACAACACAACACACCGCUAGUUGAAUUCAAUUUGAUUAGGUGGGUGGGGAGCUCAAUCCACUAUACCACUACAGCCUAAGUCUGCUGUAUCUUGCUAAUGAAUUUACCUAAACUAUGAGUCAUGGAAGCCCUAGUCUCUUGUGACAGUGCAGAGAUUUAGUUCUGGGUGCCGAGAUUAUGAAAGCCCUCGUGACAAUCAGGUAGCAUCUUUUGGUCAGGGCUGGCUAGCAACAAUCAGAAUUCAUUGUUUUGUCAUCUCAUUAAAAAAAAAAAAAUUUCACUGCCUUUUAUCAUUGUCAUGUCAUUCAAUAAAGAGGUUUAUGCAAAA
Messenger RNA from Oncorhynchus gorbuscha (pink salmon), 4930 nucleotides. Its product is annotated as dermatan-sulfate epimerase-like. Bases 201 to 3080 code for a protein of 959 amino acids. The transcript is spliced from 6 exons. NCBI's taxonomy places the organism in Eukaryota, Metazoa, Chordata, Actinopteri, Salmoniformes, Salmonidae. The record is from RefSeq and is a predicted model, not a curated record. Gene Ontology annotation, molecular function: chondroitin-glucuronate 5-epimerase activity.